CGCAAAGUGGGUUGUCAUAUGAUCAAUGAAAAAAAAAAAACUCUCGAACCCUAAUCAACUUGUGACUUCGAGACGGUUGGAUUGCGCGCUCUCGUUUUCCUUUAGUUCGUCGGUACGUUCAGUUCGCUUCGUGCUAGAGAUUGAGAUCCCGUCCCCGGACUUUUCACGAUGGCCAGCAACACCCAGGGUAUCCAGCAGCUUCUGGCCGCGGAAAAGAAGGCCGCCGACAAGGUUGGCGAAGCGCGCAAACGCAAGGCACGUCGUCUAAAGCAGGCCAAAGAUGAGGCCACGGAAGAGAUUGAAAAGUAUCGUGCCGAGCGGGAGCGCACCUUCAAGGAAUUCGAAGCCAAGCACGUCGGAUCGCGUGAGGGUGUCUCGAACAAGAUCGACGCUGACACUCGCGUCCGUAUCGAUGACAUGAACCGUGCCCUGGCCACCCAAAAGGAACCAGUCAUCCAGGACGUGCUGUCGUUCGUGUACGCCAUCAAGACGGAGGUGCACAAAAACCAACGCGACUAGAGAGCAACCCCACACGCAUCCUCCCCACACGCUGUCCACACCAUCCAUGGGUCGAGUUGAUUUUCACACAGACGAACAUUCCGACGAACAAAACGAUUCUUCAUGGCCGUUCCUUGUUACCGAGCCUUACCGCAACUCUGCCAGUUCCCGGUAUGGUUCGCUAAUUAGGAACAUUCGUUGAUUUUAUCACCUUUGGAUUAUUUGCUUUCACUGCACCCGACCACCAGCCAGACGUUUCUGAACGCCACCAAGAUAAGCCCGUUUGCCUGGUGCGUAUGGGCGCCAGUGGAAAGCGUGCUCCAAUCGGUGUCUUUUUGUAUGUCCUCCAUCACGGACGUGCUAUACAGAUUUUGUUUCGUUUAUUUUCUCCCUAGCAAUCUGGGCAACAGGAUUGCAAAAAGAACUUUGUUUUAAUUCCCUAAUGUAAGAUUAUGUAAAAAGGAAACGCUUUAGGUUAUGCUUGAAUAAAGUAAGUGUUAGGAAAACAA
Anopheles stephensi (Asian malaria mosquito) is the source of this 1007-nucleotide messenger RNA. It is a transcript of the gene Vha13, whose product is annotated as V-type proton ATPase subunit G. Lineage: Eukaryota; Metazoa; Arthropoda; Insecta; Diptera; Culicidae. Gene Ontology annotation, biological process: proton transmembrane transport. Bases 169 to 519 code for a protein of 116 amino acids. The transcript is spliced from 3 exons. The record is from RefSeq and is a predicted model, not a curated record. Gene Ontology annotation, molecular function: proton-transporting ATPase activity, rotational mechanism. Gene Ontology annotation, cellular component: vacuolar proton-transporting V-type ATPase complex.